AUGACAUUCACCCAAAAUGAUAUUAACAAAUUGAAAGGGCCCCUAGAUGGGAUUCUUACUGAGGUUACUGCCUCCAAGAAAGAUGGGGACCCACCACUUGUAGCACCAGCAUGUACAAUUGGAGUAACGCAAAAGGACAAAACGGUAUAUCUCAACACGAAAGGAAUUGCCAAUCUCAACACUAACGAACCCUCAAGUAAUGAUCAUUUAUAUGCCAUGUUUUCGUGUACUAAAUCAAUGACAGUAAUGGGAGCUUUAAUCUUGUAUGAACGAGGACAGUUGGAUUUGGAUGUGUCAGUGUCAAAGUACUUUCCUGAGAUAUCAACUAUUGGGAUACUUGAACCCGGAAUUGUUGAUAAAAAGACAGGUGAGUUUAAAAAGCCAUUGCGAUCACCCAGGACACAAGUAACUGCAAGACAUUUGAUGACGCAUACUGCUGGAUUUUCAUACGGUUUCAUUCAUCCUGAUUAUUUUACUUUGAUUACUAAAGGACAACCGAAAUUAGACGCUUCAAACCCUACUAUAGAGUUUUUCUUGAAGAAGACUCCUUUAGUUUUCGAACCAGGAACUGGGUGGAUGUAUGGUCAUAGUAUUGAUUGGUUAGGGUUUGUUAUUGAAAAGAUUUCUGGUCAGAAAUUGGGGGAAUUUUUGAAAAAAGAGAUUUUUGACCCCGUGGGUAUGAGUUCAUGUACAUUCCAUAAAAAGAAUUAUGAUAACAUGAAUAGAGUCCAUUACAGAAAGCAAGAUGGAACAUUAAAGUUACAAGAGAAGUUUGGUUUGCCCUUGGACCCUAACUUGGAUUUAGGAGGUCAAGGAUGUUUUGGAACCGUUGGGGACUACUUGAAGUUUAUUCGAGUCUGGUUGAAUUACGGAUUCAGUCCUGAUGGCAAUAAGAGAAUCCUAGCACAAAAAACUGUUGAAUAUGCAGUGCAAAAUCAUCUACCUGAAAAUGUUGAGUUGGAAUUUAUCGGAUUAGCUCAUAAUUUUGUUGAUGAUGAUGCACCUAACAAGCAACAAGAUGGAUGGACCCUUUCUGGAAAUGCAUACAAUGCAAAUAAAUUGCCAAGUGGAAGACCCAAGGGAACAUUGUAUUGGGGUGGAUUGGCUAAUUUGCUGUAUUGGAUUGAUUUUAAAAACGGAAUUGGUGGAUUCUUUGCGGUGCAAGUAUUACCCUACAUGGAUGAAUAUGUUGUUCCAUACAUAGCCAAGUUUGAGUACGAAGUUUAUAAUGUUGUUGAUGGAGAAAAUGUUCCAGCAAAGUUAUAG
Messenger RNA from Lodderomyces orthopsilosis Co 90-125, 1266 nucleotides. RefSeq lists its product as uncharacterized. NCBI's taxonomy places the organism in Eukaryota, Fungi, Ascomycota, Pichiomycetes, Serinales, Debaryomycetaceae. The record is from RefSeq and is a predicted model, not a curated record. The transcript has a single exon. Bases 1 to 1266 code for a protein of 421 amino acids.